Messenger RNA from Frankliniella occidentalis (western flower thrips), 855 nucleotides. It is a transcript of the gene HemK2, whose product is annotated as methyltransferase N6AMT1. Gene Ontology annotation, cellular component: eRF1 methyltransferase complex. Gene Ontology annotation, molecular function: nucleic acid binding; protein methyltransferase activity; S-adenosylmethionine-dependent methyltransferase activity. Gene Ontology annotation, biological process: methylation. Bases 1 to 681 code for a protein of 226 amino acids. Lineage: Eukaryota; Metazoa; Arthropoda; Insecta; Thysanoptera; Thripidae. The record is from RefSeq and is a predicted model, not a curated record. The transcript is spliced from 2 exons.
AUGGAAGCUGUGCAAAAGACCAUUGACCAAGAAUUAUUAGAAACUCCCGAUCUUUCUCAUUUGAAUGCCUCUGAUUAUGACCAUGUGUAUGAGCCACGAGAGGACUCCUUUUUGUUUUUGGAUGCCCUUGAGAAAGACAUAAAUUUGAUUCGUCUUGUCAAACCUAGUCUAUGUCUUGAAGUUGGAAGUGGAUCUGGUGUAAUAUCCACAGCAAUUGCACGCCUACUUGGCUCAUCAAGCUAUACAAUCGCAACUGACUUAAAUCCUUUUGCAUGUCAAGUCACACAUCAAACUGCUGAGGCAAAUAAAUGUCACGUUUCAUGCAUUCAGAUGGACUUGGAUUCUAUGCUCAGAAUGAACAAUUCCAUUGACUUGCUGCUUUUCAAUCCUCCCUACGUAGUAACUACUUCAGAAGAAUUAAAGCAGCCUGGAGUGGAUGGUUCUUUCCUGCAUCUUGCUUGGGCUGGAGGUGUAAGAGGUAGGGAAGUGACCGAUCGGCUCCUAAAUCACAUUGACCAGUUGUUGUCUCAUAAAUCCUUGUUUUACCUCGUUGUUAUCAAAGAAAAUGAUCCGGACGAAAUUUCAAAGGCUAUGGCCCUUCAGGGAUUCAAGGGGGAAAUAAUAGCAAGCAGAAAAGUGAGAAAUGAGAUGUUGUCUGUCAUGAGAUUUCAGCGAGGAUAGUCAGCCAGCUACAUUCCAGAUAUUAUUAAUGGCUUUUAUAUUUUCUUUGAAAAGGUCGUGUUGGGAAAACCUGUCAAGCAACUAUGAAAAUUAUUCUUACGGUUACUAUCCUGGGCAACCAAAUUAUGUACCCUAACAAAGUUAUAAUUUCAAAUAAAUUUUGUACAAACAUUA